GGAGGAAGAAGAAGAAGAGGAAGAAGAAGAAAAGGAGGUGGAAGCGGAAGAGGAAGAGGAAGAGGAAGAGGAAGAGGGAAAAGCAGACGAACCGUACGAAUUCCUGAUCCGCGCGAGAUAAAAAAAUCGGAACACAGGUGCAAAGGGCGCGAUACCUUUGCGGAGAGAGAGGGAUCGGCGAUAAAAUCGGUAAAGCGUAGCGAUGAAGUCAAAUAUCUGAUCGCUCGCUUUGCGGGGGAAACCGAUCGUAACCGAUCCGACUAAGAACGACCUUGAGCAAGAUGGUCAGGGGGGCGCUGUUACUACUCUUGCUAGUCCUCUUUGGUGCCUUCGACGUUCCUGGCAUCGACAGAGUUCGUAUCAAAUAUCUAGCGAAGGCUGGUAACACCUGUAACGCUUGUAGGAUGCACGAAGAGAUCAGAGCCCUCAGCCUCGAAGCUAUCAAGGAACAAAUUUUGAACAAGCUCGGCUUGAAACAAGCUCCGAACAUGACGGGCAGAGCUCUGCCAAGAAUUCCGCCGAUUUCGAAGUUGAUGGAUAUGUACGGAAUGCAGGCCGAUCAACCUCAACCUCUCGAGCCCGGUACUCCUCAUUACGAGGAGAUCGACGAAUAUGCUGCCAAAACAGAGAGCGUCUUCGCCCUGGCACAACCUCAUCAGAGGCUACGGCACUCGAAAGGCAGCUUCGACGUUCUCUAUUUCAAAUUCUCCGACAAGGUAAUCCAGCAUCGCGUGACGAGGGCGGAAUUAUCCCUGUGGAUAUGGGGAAGCAACCAAGAGUCCUCGGAACUGGACGAGCCUAGAGAUUUGGAAAGCACGGAAAGUCACGAAGAUGGUCCAGUGACGAUCACGUUGCAAAGGAUCCUUCGUGGCACGACGGAGACUGGUGGGCCAUCGUUGGGUCCACCUUUGACCACGAAACACCCUCGGCCGGUCGGUUGCAGAGGCAACUGGGUAACGAUCGAGUUAAGAAGAAUGGUCGCCGAAUGGUUCAAACAUCCACGGGAUAAUCUGGGAGUAGCGCUCAAGAUCUCCAGUCCCGGAGCUAAUCAUCGCAGAAACGCGAAGUUGGUGGAGACUAAUCCCGGAGCUGAAUACGCGCCGUACCUCGAAGUACAGACGCAAGAACUCGACUCGAGAAGAGGGGCGAGGAUCAAGAGAAACGUGGGACUUAAUUGCGACGAAGCUAGCCAGGAGACCAGAUGUUGUCGAUACAAGCUCACCGUCGACUUUGAGAAGUUUGGGUGGGAUUGGAUAAUCGCUCCCAAGAAGUACGAUGCCAAUUACUGCUCGGGCGACUGUCCGAUGGCCUUCCUGCCAGCAUAUCCGAACACCCACAUCGUCAGCCUGGCGGAACCGCCUAACAACUCUGGUCCAUGUUGCGCCCCGAGGAAACUCUCCGAGAUCACGAUGCUGUACUUCGAUAACGAGUAUCAAAUCGUGUUCUCGCGAUUACCAGGCAUGGUCGUCGAGAAAUGUGGAUGCUCAUAGCUCGAGAAUUAUAGCUCGAGAAGAGCAACGACGGCGAGGAAUAUGCGAAGGCUCGUUUAAUUCUUUUAGAGUCUAUUACUAUUAAAGAUUAUCGAUAAUUAUUCUGUUUCUUCCCACCAUUUCCAUUUCUCCUCUUUUCUUCUCUUCUUUUCCUUUCCUUUCGUCUUCCUAUUUUUAAGCUUCGCUACGUUACUCCUUUUGUCCGUUCCUCGUUCGUUUCCCAUUGAAAAUUCCUUCGAUUUCCAUCGAUAGUCGGUGACCGUUGUCAUCGUAGUCGUCGUCGUCGUUCCGUCUUCGACGAAUUCUCAUUCGAUAGACUGAAAGUGCCUUGUUCGGGGUGGUUUAAGUACCGCAGAUCCCUCCUUAUGGAACACGAGAAACGAGAUUGCUCGUAUAAACUUAACGAAUGCAAGCAGGACAGCGAUCGGAAGAGAUCGACCAAUGUCCGUCUUUUUUAAACUAGUAAUAACGGGCACCUUGAUAGUCGUUUAUGAUUCAUGACAAGGCGUAUAGUUCCUAGAGUCACGGUAUUAUUAUUAAGGUGUCGAUGCGUUUACACCUGAUCUAAGAGAACGACCGCGAAAGAAUUAUUUUUUAUACGGGAGCUUAUCGCAUUUUUAAUCUCUCCUCGGUAACUGGUUUUUAAUGGUCCGUCUUUAUCGAGCUAGGAACUUUUACGAGUCAAUGUAAAACGAAAACAAUCAUCUUAUCGCAAUGUUUCCUUGCGCAUCGUUGCCUUUCUAAAAAAAAAAAAAAAAGAAAAAAAAAGAAAGAAAAGAA
This is a messenger RNA of Bombus impatiens (common eastern bumble bee), 2270 nucleotides long. RefSeq names its product growth/differentiation factor 8. Lineage: Eukaryota; Metazoa; Arthropoda; Insecta; Hymenoptera; Apidae. Gene Ontology annotation, biological process: SMAD protein signal transduction. Gene Ontology annotation, cellular component: extracellular region. The transcript is spliced from 3 exons. The coding region runs from base 282 to 1490 and encodes 402 amino acids. Gene Ontology annotation, molecular function: cytokine activity; growth factor activity. The record is from RefSeq and is a predicted model, not a curated record.